Knipowitschia caucasica is the source of this 777-nucleotide messenger RNA. Lineage: Eukaryota; Metazoa; Chordata; Actinopteri; Gobiiformes; Gobiidae. The record is from the annotation of a GenBank genome assembly.
AUGACCACUCUGCUGCUCCUACUGCUCCUACUCUGCUCCGGGCACUCGCUGGGAACCUGGGCUCACUCUGCCAUCUCCAAAGGUCCCUUCCUGACCGUGCCCAUGAUGAAAGAAGAGGGAGUUCUGUACCGGCGCCGCUUCUCCACGUGCGGUGGGACCACCCCUCUCAGACCGCCGCACCCGGAUGGCAGAAAGCUGAUCCGGAACGCCUCCUUCGGGGGCUACAACGAGCUGUCUCCCCUGUCGCUGCCAGGCUUCGAUCGAGUGAAAGAGGACCUGCUGCCGUUGUCUAUGAAAGACGAUACGCACUCCAUUUCCAAAAGCAAGUCUGAGACCAAGCUGUACAAUGGCUCGGAUAAAGAUGUGUCGACCUCUGGAGGAAAACUUACCAAGAAGGAAUCUCUCAAGGUGCAGAAGAAAAACUACCGUGAGGAGAAGAAGCGGGCGACUAAAGAGCUGCUCAGCACCAUCACGGACCCCUCGGUGAUUGUCAUGGCUGACUGGCUCAAGAUCCGCGGCACGCUUAAGAGCUGGACCAAACUGUGGUGCGUGCUAAAGCCAGGGGUGCUGCUCAUCUAUAAGACCCACAAGAACGGUCAGUGGGUGGGCACCGUGCUGCUCAACGCCUGCGAGCUCAUUGAGAGGCCUUCCAAGAAGGACGGCUUCUGCUUCAAGCUUUUCCACCCACUGGAGCUGAGCAUCUGGGCCGUCAAGGUGAGCAAAUCAAAGCACCAUUCCCACUGCACAGAAACGAAACAAAAAAAGAUUGAGAGUUAG